This is a messenger RNA of Radiomyces spectabilis, 1325 nucleotides long. RefSeq lists its product as uncharacterized. The record is from RefSeq and is a predicted model, not a curated record. Lineage: Eukaryota; Fungi; Mucoromycota; Mucoromycetes; Mucorales; Radiomycetaceae. Gene Ontology annotation, cellular component: cyclin-dependent protein kinase holoenzyme complex; nucleus. The transcript has 4 exons. The coding region runs from base 31 to 1065 and encodes 344 amino acids. Gene Ontology annotation, molecular function: cyclin-dependent protein serine/threonine kinase regulator activity; protein kinase binding. Gene Ontology annotation, biological process: regulation of cyclin-dependent protein serine/threonine kinase activity.
UUCUUUGUACUUUCAAGCUUUCCUAAAAAAAUGUCCAAAAAGCGAUCCAUGAUGCGCAAGGAGCAAUCCGAGCGAGAUAGAUAUAAACAUUUGUGCACUUGUUCUUACUACAGCCAGGUGGCUGCAUUCCACCUGGGCUUGGAUUCUGCCCAACGUCAAGGAAUGCAAGGCUAUUUUAUUAGAAUACCACUGGAGCUGAUAGACUUGACGGCAGCUUUUAUUGCCAGUAUGCUUGACGGUGAAGAUAUAUUGUUGUUUCCCUAUCCGAGUUCGGAAUCGUUUCGUGCCAACGUGAAUUUCAUCCAAAAAACACUUUUGAAAGCUCAAAUUUCAUGGUCAUCCCUUAUCGCUUGUCUUUGGUAUCUCGAUCGAUUGCCGAGAAAAAGAAGAGAUCAACAACGACGAAGAAAAUCAUGGAGUUCCAAAGAUCUGUUUAUCGCUAGCAUUGUGGUCGCUGACAAAUAUCUUGCGGACAUCACCUGGACCAAUGCGGAUUGGGUCGAAAAUACCAAUUACGUCUACAGUCUUGACAGAAUCAAUCAAUUGGAGCGUCAACUUCUUCAAGAACUGGAUCAUCGCUUAUUUAUUACUGAAGAAGAGUACCGCCAAUUUUGUCACUACCUGGAAUUUCGGCUACAUUUACCGCACAUUAUGGGAGAUGCCAUCAUGCUACGCUCACUGACCUACAAAGAUAUUCACGUGCUCAGUCAAGCAUUGCCAGCAGCGUACGUUGGUCGUCUGCAUCUUUCUCUGCGUCCUUAUGAGGCGAUUGCUCUUUUAGCCAAGACGGUCUUCUCAAUCAGUGUGGUUUACAGUGCAGCAAUGGUGAUUAUGGUAUUAGCCGGAUAUUUGAUGCAUCAAUAUGCAGAGUAUAUCAGAGAAGCGGCCCGGUUACUGUUGACUGAACAUCACUUGAAGGAGCAUUGCCUUACCCUGGUAUUGAAUCAAGUUGAUUUCCACAUGGUCCCUCAAAAACUGGCUCAACUGAUGAAUGCAACAGCCAUUGAGUCUAUAAAACGGUACGAUCGAACGCCCACUUCCGCUUACCUAUUCGUGGAUCAAUGAAAGCCGGCCAUAUUGCUUUCUCUUUGUGAUUUUCUCAAUAUGCAAUUUAGUUUCCAUGUAAUAAAUAGGUUCUUUGUCCUAUAUUCCAAGCUGUCGCCAUUCGGUUCCCGCAAGGGGUCAAGGGUAUUCACUGUUUUCUUUGUUUCUGUGCAGUUUUUGCAGAAAGCUUAUUUAGAAUUCAAACUCAGAGACAACUUCUGCAAAGAAACGAGUGGAAAAAAAAAAAAAAAACUUGGUCACAUUUGUCUAGAAAAAUUGCC